GAUUUUCAUACUUGUAUUGUAACAAUAAACUCAAAUAAACACAUACAUAACCAAGCUCACCAAACUCACGAUGCUUACCUUGACACUUACUGCAGAUCUUUCUGGUGUGAAUGAGCUUGUCCCUGAUGACAGCGCAGAGAAGAACUUCUGGUAUACUUUCAAAGUACAAUGUGUAUCAUGCAGAGAAAUCCAUCCCAACUUCAUAAACAUCAAUAGAUUUGAAGCAAAUGAGAUGAGUGGUAGUAGAGGAGAGGCAAACUUUGUAUGGAAAUGCAAGUUUUGUAAGAAAGAAUCAUCUGCAUCAGUUAUAUCAACACCAGUUCCAUAUCAAGCAGCUUCUCCACCAACCCGUCAAAAGAUUCUGGAGUUUGAUUGUCGAGGUCUUGAGUUGGUGGAAUUUAAACCAGAGGGGGAUUGGUUGGCUGUUGGAACAGACAGUGGCACCAAAUUUACUGCUAUCGAUUUGAAUGACGGAGAAUGGUAUGAUUAUGAUGAUAAAGCAGGAGAGGAAGUUAGUAUCAAGGACUUGAAAUGGGAGAUUAGGAGAAAUUAAGAUGAGAUGAGAUUGUGAAUAGAUGCCAAAAGGAUCAAGUAUGAAUGUUAUGAAUGAUUUGGUUAAGUCACCUGGUCUGAUUGCA
Molecule: messenger RNA, 638 nt
Organism: Botrytis cinerea B05.10
Lineage: Eukaryota; Fungi; Ascomycota; Leotiomycetes; Helotiales; Sclerotiniaceae
Exons: 5
Coding region: 71-553 (160 amino acids)
Molecular function (GO): zinc ion binding
Source: RefSeq, a predicted model, not a curated record